CAGUGAGUUACUGUAGAAAGUCAACUUAAUCUUAAGCACAACGGUUGCUGAUCACGUUGAUGCAGCUAAGAUUCGUUGAAGUCUCUGCUCAAAACGUAAGACCGGUAUCGGAUUCGGUGGAACCAUUAAUAUUCGUCGAUUAACCCCACUUUCGGUGACUCUUCAAAUCCGGGGAAGCAAUCAUUUGAUAUCUCCAUUGGUACUCCCAUAUUCAAACCGCUCAAAAAAAAUCCACAAUGGGGGCCUUCUACGAAACCAUCCCCAAAAGCCUCAUCACCUGGAUCCUCGAACAAAAAGUCUUCUGGGCCGCCUCAGCACCCCUCUCCGCCUCAGGACAUAUCAACGUCUCGCCAAAAGGCGGCCAAUACUUCGGGAUAACCGACCCGCAAACAUUCUGGUAUGUGGACCUCACUGGUUCCGGCGUCGAAACACUUUCACAUCUUCAGGAGCCCGGAAAUGGCCGCAUCACCAUCCUCUUCAAUGCAUUCGAAGGUCCGCCUAAGAUUGUAAGACUAUGGGGAUGGGGAGAAGUGCUAGAGUAUGGGACAGAGAAGUACUUGGAGUUUGUGAAGAAGAACGAGGUUAAAACUAUUGAUGGGACGAGGGCUGUGGUGGUUGUUCAUAUCCAUCAAGUCGGGAGCUCGUGUGGGUUUAGCAUGCCGUAUUAUGAUUUCAAGGAUUUCAGACCGACGCUGAAUGAGUUCUUUGAGAAGAGGGUAGCCGCUGAAAAGGCGGGGAAGAAGGACGAUGGGAUUGAGAAGUACUGGGCUUACAAGAACUCAGAGAGCAUGGACGGACUUCCAGGCAUGCGUCGUGGUGUUGAAACGGCAAAGAGGGAGAAUGUCAAGCCGAUCAAGAAGAUGGUUGGGCCUUAUGCGCUUGAAGCAAGACCACGAUAUAACUCUACGCGCUCGGCUGUCUCGCAGAUUGUUAUUGUGCUUUUGGCUUUCUUCAUGGGUGCAGUUGCGCAGUAUGGAUGGUGGUACCUGAAUCCACAGACGAAGAUGUGUAAAGCUUGAGUCUUGCGAGCCUCGGGCUGAGUACAUAAGAGGAUGUGAAGGGGUACAAUUUUUUUUCAUUUUUUUUUUUGACUCAGGAAUAUAUUAUUGCUUAAUGUCGUACUAGGGAGAUAAACAUGGCGUAUGGAAUCGACAAAUACAAUGGAAGAGCAGAGUAUACUGGCACUAUGGUGAUAAACGAUUGCGCAGGAAUUCAGUCAGCAUAUCGGCAUUGGGGAGUGGUCUCCAUUUUGAAUUUUAUACUCCAUAAAAUCCGCCUCAAUUGAAUAGCAAGGCCAAUACAUACCAGCGAAAAAACACAGGCGAAGCUCAGAGCAGACAUUUGUUGGAAAAGGUUCUCCUGUCCAAGAGGGUAUACAUGUAUGAUCAUGAUCGCUCUGGUAUCUUUGUGUGCAAACAGUCUUUGCUUAUAACCCACACAAACGGCUGUGUACAGAUGGAACAGGGAACAAUCGGAAAAAACGGCCGUUCUGACAAAGCUAGAGCACUACUCAGAGCACCUUCGCUUUGAGAUUGAGGUGAAUUACGGAGCCAACUUUAGCUUUCUUCAUCCCAACGAGUAACUGUGCCUCAGAAUAGGGAAGAGAGAAUAGAGAGGGGAGCAUUAUUUGCAUUGGUAUUACA
Cadophora gregata is the source of this 1643-nucleotide messenger RNA. RefSeq lists its product as uncharacterized. The transcript has 2 exons. NCBI's taxonomy places the organism in Eukaryota, Fungi, Ascomycota, Leotiomycetes, Helotiales, Ploettnerulaceae. The record is from RefSeq and is a predicted model, not a curated record. The coding region runs from base 237 to 1019 and encodes 260 amino acids.